This is a messenger RNA of Diospyros lotus (date-plum), 1596 nucleotides long. Its product is annotated as hydroquinone glucosyltransferase-like. Bases 35 to 1495 code for a protein of 486 amino acids. NCBI's taxonomy places the organism in Eukaryota, Viridiplantae, Streptophyta, Magnoliopsida, Ericales, Ebenaceae. The transcript is spliced from 2 exons. The record is from RefSeq and is a predicted model, not a curated record. Gene Ontology annotation, molecular function: UDP-glycosyltransferase activity.
GGAGGAGGAGGCCCUGUCCUCUCGUCCAAAUCCCAUGUCUUCCACCUUCUCUACCAUCCCACAGACAAGAGAGCUUUCACUUUCACAGCCCUCCAUGCCACCAACACCGCCUCACAUAGCCGUCGUUCCAUCGCCGGGGCUGAGUCACCUCAUAUCUCUCGGCGAGUUCUCCCGGCGACUCGUCCGCCGCUUCAACUUCUCUGUCACCAUCAUCAUCCCAACCAACGCCCCCCCUUCCAAAGUCCAGGACGCUUUUCUCGCCUCGCUCCCUUCCGCCAUUUCCCACCUUCUUCUUCCCCCCGUCUGCUUGGCCGAUUUGCCUCCCGCCGCCGGCCUCGUCACCAGAAUCUCCGUAACCAUGGCUCGCUCAAUCCCUUCUCUUUAUGACGCCCUCAAGGACCUCGCCGCCAGCGCAAACCUCGCCGCUAUGGUGGUUGACAUCUUCGGCGCAGACACCUUUGCCAUGGCCAGAGAAUUCAAAUCACCUCCUUAUAUCUACUUCUUAUCCACUGCCAUGUUAUUGUCCCUUUUGUUUCACUUGCAUACACUAGACAAAACCGUUUCUUGUGAGUUCGGAGAGCUGGCUGAACCAGUUCAAAUCCCGGGUUGCAUACCGGUCCAUGGAAAAGAUCUUGUCUACUCGGUUCAGGACCGGAAGAGCGAAGCUUACAAAUGGUAUCUUCACCAUGCCGAGCUGUACGCUACGGCUGAGGGUGUCAUAGUCAACACCUUCACGGACUUGGAGCCUGGGCCAAUCAAGGCUUUGCAAAAAAUCGGCAAGCCUCCGAUUUACACGGUCGGACCCAUCAUCCAGAUGGAACUCCACGAGCCAAAAGGUCCAACCGAGUGCUUGAAAUGGCUCGAUGAUCAACCAAGUGGGUCUGUGUUGUUUGUUUCAUUUGGGUCUGGAGGAAGACUCUCUCACGAUCAGGUUAUCGAGCUCGCGCUUGGUCUUGAACUCAGCGAGCAGAGAUUUCUAUGGGUGGCAAAACCGCCGGAUAAGACCGCCGAAGGUGGAUACUUCACCGUUGAAACCCAGGGUGAAAUGUUGCCUUUCCUGCCAAAAGGGUUCGUCGAAAGAACCGAAGGCCGAAGCCUGGUGAUCUCCACUUGGGCGCCGCAAGUGAAAGUUCUUGGACAUGGAUCUACCGGCGGGUUCUUAACCCACUGUGGCUGGAACUCGAUUCUCGAGAACAUUGUGCAUGGAAAUGGCGUGCCGUUUGUCGCUUGGCCGCUGUUCGCCGAGCAAAAUAUGAACGCUGCGCUUGUGACAGAUGGCCUAAAAGUGGGGCUGAGGCCGACGGCUGGCGAGAAUGGGGUGGUGGGACGGGAAGAGAUUGCGAGGAUUGUGAAGAUUGUGAUGGCCGGAGAUCAGGCCCAGACCUUCCGGCGGAGAAUUAAGGGGCUGAAGAGCUCGGCUUUGAAGACUUUGAGUGAAGAUGGUGACUCUGAUAAAGCCCUGUGCGAGGUUGCCAAGAAGUGGAUGCACGAGUAGCAGAACGGCAAUUUUCUUAAAGAAUAAUGAUAGACGAACGUAAAGUUGGACAAAUAAGUAAACAAUUGGUUGAAAAUUACAAUAUUAACCUUUUGUGUAAA